AUGGCGGCCGCGGCGGCACCGGGCUCGACGCCUCCUGGGACGCCCACAGAGUACGACCCCUUCCGCUUUCGUUCCAUCGAGCCCGAUCUCCGAGUGGCUAUGGUUACGGGAGCGACCGGUGUGCUCGGGCAGGCGACCGUGCGCGCGUUUCUGGACGAGGGGUUUCGGGUGGUUGUUCACGACAACUCAGUGGAGGACCUGAACGCACUUGUCGCACAGCUGGGUGCAAGUGCAACAGCCGAGGCGCUCUACCCCAUCUGUUUCGAUAUAUCGCGACCCGAAGCAGUUGCUGCGGCCAUGCAUCGAAUCCAAACUGACUUUGGUCAGGUUUAUUUCCUCGUGAAUAAUAACGCUGUUGUCAGCGCGACGCACGCGCUCGACACCUCGCCAGAGGAUUGGCAGUACGCCUUUGCACAGAACGUGCAUAGCGCUUUCUACAUGUCGCGAGAGGUUCUUCCGGCGAUGCGCGCGAAGCGCUUCGGGCGUAUUAUCAACACAUGCAGCUUGGCCGGCAAGACAGGAGGCAUUACCACCGGUAUUGCCUAUUCGACGACCAAGGGUGCGCUCCAGACGCUGACAUUCAGUCUCGCACGCGAAACCGCUCGAGAUGGCGUCACUGUGAACGGUAUCAGUUACGCGUACGUGCAGACGGCGACUCUGGAACGAUUUCCCAAAGAGGUUGUCGAUCAGCUGCUUAGCAGCAUACCCGUUGGUCGAUUCAUGCGACCAGAAGAAUUUGCGUUCGCUGUUAUGUUUCUGAGCUCCCCUAUGGCUGGGUUUAUCACAGGCGAAAUUGUAGAUUUAAAUGGCGGUCUGCUCACAGACUAG
Messenger RNA from Cyanidioschyzon merolae strain 10D, 828 nucleotides. Its product is annotated as similar to 3-oxoacyl-(acyl-carrier-protein) reductase. NCBI's taxonomy places the organism in Eukaryota, Rhodophyta, Bangiophyceae, Cyanidiales, Cyanidiaceae. Bases 1 to 828 code for a protein of 275 amino acids. The transcript has a single exon. Gene Ontology annotation, molecular function: oxidoreductase activity. The record is from RefSeq and is a predicted model, not a curated record.